AGACGCUUCGAUUCCUCUCUUCGCCAGGUCCACGCGGCCCAGCCUGAUCAUGUUGGACGGCCUGAAGAUGGAGGAGAACUUCCAAAGCGCCAUCGAGACCUCUGCCUCCUUCUCCUCGCUGUUGGGAAGAGCGGUGAGCCCCAAGUCCGUCUGCGAGGGCUGUCAGCGCGUCAUCUCGGACAGGUUUCUGCUGCGGCUCAACGACAGCUUCUGGCAUGAGCAGUGCGUGCAGUGCGCCUCGUGCAAAGAGCCCCUGGAGACCACCUGCUUCUACCGGGACAAGAAGCUCUACUGCAAGUACGACUACGAGAAGCUGUUUGCUGUCAAAUGCGGGGGCUGCUUCGAGGCCAUUGCACCCAACGAGUUUGUCAUGCGGGCCCAGAAGAGUGUGUACCACCUGAGCUGCUUCUGCUGCUGUGUCUGCGAGCGGCAGCUCCAGAAGGGUGAUGAGUUUGUCCUGAAGGAGGGGCAGCUGCUCUGCAAAGGGGACUAUGAGAAGGAGCGAGAGCUGCUCAGCCUGGUGAGCCCUGCAGCCUCCGACUCUGGCAAAAGUGACGAUGAAGAAAAUCUUUGCAAGUCAGCCCACGGGGCUGCGAAAGGGGCCUCUGAGGAUGGCAAGGACCACAAGCGCCCCAAGCGUCCCAGAACCAUCUUGACAACCCAGCAGAGGAGAGCGUUCAAGGCCUCGUUUGAAGUCUCCUCCAAACCAUGCCGGAAGGUGAGGGAGACUCUGGCUGCGGAGACAGGGCUGAGCGUCCGCGUCGUUCAGGUGUGGUUCCAGAACCAGAGAGCUAAGAUGAAGAAGCUGGCCAGGCGGCAGCAGCAACAGCAGCAGGAUCAGCAGAAUACCCAGAGGCUGGCUUCUGGAAGGAAUGCUGGGGGGCCGGGGACCACGGGUAUGGAAGGGAUCAUGAACCCCUACACGGCUCUGCCCACUCCACAGCAGCUCCUGGCCAUCGAGCAGAGUGUCUACAGCUCGGAUCCCUUCCGACAGGGGCUCACCCCACCCCAGAUGCCUGGAGACCACAUGCACCCCUAUGGUGCCGAGCCCCUUUUCCAUGACCUGGAUAGCGACACCUCCCUCAGUAACCUGGGUGACUGUUUCCUAGCAACGUCAGAAGCCGGGCCCCUGCAGCCCAGAGUGGGAAAUCCCAUUGACCACCUGUACUCCAUGCAGAAUUCUUACUUCACCUCUUGAGGCUUCCCCUGGAGAGCUGUGGCUAGGCUCCCAAAUGGAACCACCACAUUAUGUGAGGGGUCAGCUGGCUUUAGAACAGGGAGGCCAGGGAAGAGGUGGGUUGGGGAGGGAGUUUUGUCGGGGAUGCUGUUGUAUCAAUGAUAUGGUGUAGCUCAGCAUUUCCAAAG
Messenger RNA from Echinops telfairi (small Madagascar hedgehog), 1365 nucleotides. RefSeq names its product LIM homeobox transcription factor 1 alpha (gene LMX1A). The coding region runs from base 50 to 1198 and encodes 382 amino acids. Gene Ontology annotation, biological process: regulation of transcription by RNA polymerase II; neuron differentiation. The record is from RefSeq and is a predicted model, not a curated record. The transcript is spliced from 9 exons. Gene Ontology annotation, cellular component: nucleus. Lineage: Eukaryota; Metazoa; Chordata; Mammalia; Afrosoricida; Tenrecidae. Gene Ontology annotation, molecular function: DNA-binding transcription factor activity, RNA polymerase II-specific; RNA polymerase II transcription regulatory region sequence-specific DNA binding.